Messenger RNA from Schistosoma intercalatum, 2100 nucleotides. NCBI's taxonomy places the organism in Eukaryota, Metazoa, Platyhelminthes, Trematoda, Strigeidida, Schistosomatidae. The record is from the annotation of a GenBank genome assembly.
AUGCUUUAUAUAGUUAUCGCUACUGCAAUUAUCGUUAUUGGAUUCUGUAUUUACAAACGUAAAUCUAAUAAAGUCACAUUUCCUCUUGACUGCUUUUUAAAUGAGCAGUCUACAGCUCUCGAUUACGAAGGAAACACUCGCACAUCCGUUACUUAUACUACCAUUCCAGAAGUAUGUGCCAAUUUGUCUACUGUUUGUGAAGUGUUUCUAUCUGGGUUGAAUUUUUCAAGAAAUUCAGCUUGUUUGGGUUGGCGCGAAUACUGUGAGCAGGAUUACAAGUGGAUUACAUAUAAACAAGUGAAUGAUAAAAUCGGUGUUAUACGAUCCGCUCUACAUGCUUUAAAAACCAGAGGUUCAUAUGAAAACCUCUUUGUUGGUAUUUCAUCAAAAAAUUCACCACAGUGGAUAAUGGUCGAAUUGGCUUGUACAUUCUCUGGUUAUACUAUUGUACCAUUGUAUGAUACUUUAGGCGAGGAAGCUAUUUUAACUAUACUUAAACAAACUAAGCUCCCAAUAAUGUUUUGUGACUCAGUUGAAGUAGCACAACGUAUUACUACGUUCGCACCUGACACUUUACAACACAUUAUCUUAUUUCCUAACUCGUCUACAAAUGCAAAGUCUGCUUCUGUUUCAUCAGUUAACAGUUUGGUAAAAAUUUACGACUAUGAAGAAUUCCUAGAGUUCAGUACUGGAGAACUCAUUUGCACUGAAACUCCAAAACCCGAGAGUUUAUUUAUGGUUUGCUAUACAAGUGGAAGUACAGGCAUUCCCAAAGGGGUGAAAAUCACACAUCAAUGUGUUGUAAAGACCAUUCAAAGUUUAUUUCAACGACUUGAAGGAGAUAUCUUUAAUAAUACUGCUUCACAUCUAUCUUAUUUACCUUUGGCUCAUAUAAUGGAACAAAUGAUUUCUCUGUCUACUCUCUUGGUUGGCGCGAGAAUCGGUUUUCUAACCAAGAAUAUUCAAGGAUUACUAGCCGAUUUACAAGCUGUCAAACCACAUUUCUUUUUUACUGUUCCUCGUGUUUUAUCUCGAUUGUAUUCCGUUGCAAUGGAAAAGGUUUCAUCUGUUCCUUUACUACCUAGCAUAUUCCAUUAUGCAGUUGAAUCUAAAGUUGCAGAACAAGAAAAAAAUAUAUACGAUAAUUCAAGUAUUUGGGACUUUAUAUUCUUCAAUAAAAUUAGACGAACUUUGGGUGGUCGUGUCAAAGUAAUAGUCUCUGGUAGUGCACCCGUUGCAAGUGAAAUUUUACGUUUUACACGGGGAGUUUUUGGCUGUCCAGUAAUAGUCGGUUAUGGUUUAAGUGAAUCAUGUGGAGUUAUUACGCUUACACUGUUUGGUGAUAAAACCCUGGAUCAUGUUGGUGCGCUUAUCCCAGGAGUUUCAGCCAAACUGGUUGAUGUACCGCAUAUGGGUAUCAGCGUUGACAAGAUGAAAAUGGGUGAAGUAUGUGUUAAAGGCCUAAAUUGUACUCAAGGGUAUUACAGGGAUGAAGAAAGCACAAAACAACUCAUUGACAAAGAUGGAUGGUUGCAUACUGGUGACAUUGGCAGUUGGACAAAAGAAGGUUCUUUAAAAAUUGUCGACAGGUGUAAAAACAUAUUUAAACUCUCACAAGGCGAGUAUAUUGCACCAGAAAGAUUGGAAAAUAUCUACCAACUCAGUCCACUAGUUGAGCAAAUCUUUGUUGAUGGCAAUUCACUCAACGAUUUUCCAGUAGCUGUAGUUGUACCAAAUAUCAAAGAGUUGACUAAGCGCAUAGUGGCUAAGGCGAAUUUAAAUGACCCAUUGUUAUUGAACGGUAAUAAAGAAGAGACUGAGGUGUCUAAAUACAAUUUCAAUGAUUCUAUUCCAAUAGUAGAUACGUCAACACUAUGUUCACAGCCUGCAGCACGUAAAAUUGUUGUUUCAGAAUUAGAAAAUUUAGGAAGGAAAAGAGGAUUAAAAGGAUUUGAGAUAAUUAAACGUGUUCACCUUUCUUCGUUUCCAUUCACUGUUGAAAAUGGUUUGCUCACCUCCAAUUUGAAAUUAGUGAGAUCUCGACUACGGGAAACUUUUUCAGAUAAAUUACAUUUAUUGUACGAAGAAGCGUGCUCAUAA